Neocloeon triangulifer is the source of this 1194-nucleotide messenger RNA. RefSeq names its product kxDL motif-containing protein CG10681. Gene Ontology annotation, biological process: lysosome localization. Gene Ontology annotation, cellular component: BORC complex. The record is from RefSeq and is a predicted model, not a curated record. NCBI's taxonomy places the organism in Eukaryota, Metazoa, Arthropoda, Insecta, Ephemeroptera, Baetidae. Bases 119 to 649 code for a protein of 176 amino acids. The transcript has 3 exons.
GCGUUGGCGCGAUAUUUGUAAUUUGCAUUGAUUUGUUGACAUUUUGCAGCGAUGUGAUACAAAUUUUGCUCUAGUCUCAUUUCUAUAAUAGCAAAUUUCUCGAUUUCCAAUUCAUUCCAUGGCAGACACAACUCCAGAAAGUGAAAUUGGAAGCAUUGAAUGCUUCCAAAACUAUACGGCGCCUGAAGUUUUCAUUCAAGGCCUAGCGGGGCUUGUUAAUCAGCAGGAUGUUGAAUCGAUGAUCCGGGCGCAGAAGCAAAUGCUUCAGCGCUUUGAAAAGACAAACGAGAUGCUGAUAAACUGCAACGCUUUAUCGGCUGGACGACUGCAAAUGGCUCAAGCAGAAUUCAAGAAACAUUCCCAGUUGCUGAUGGAAAUGAAAAAAGACCUGGAAAAUAUUUUUAAGCGGACCAGGGCGCUGAAGUCGAAAUUAAGCACGCAGUAUCCACAGGCCUUUCAAGUAUGCGAAAACAAAUCAGCCCUUGUGGAAGAAGACGAUGAAGAGACAAAAGAAGCGACAAAGGAAGAAGAGGAAGCAAAAAUGAAAGCUAAAGAGAAACCUCUUAAACGCAACAGCAGUUCCACUGAUUCAGACGACAACGGUACAAGUGAUAAUAAUGUAUCUUCCCCAGAGUCAGAUUCCCCCUAGAUACUUUAUUAUGAUUCCUUUAUUUAAUGUAAUUAAUUUAUAUCUAAUGCUAUGUAUAAAAUACUAUAUAAAUUAUUGAUCUUACAAAUUAAAAGCAGUGUAAAUAAUUUAUAAUUCCAAAAUGAAAUAAUCCAUAAUAUUAUGCCCCACUUUAUUUACUUAUCCUUGGAAAAUUUCAAACAUAUUUCCUAAAUGCUACAAUUCAUAAUUCUCAAAAAAUAUUUAUGCUGAUCUAGUAAACCAAAUUGCAGUGUGAUCUAUUUAAAUAAUUUUGAGUUGUGUUAUAUUUUAUUAUAUUAGGCACAUCGGGCACAUCGAUAUGGAUCACCAAUAUACUCUGUUAUUGUUUAAUCAUAAAUAUCAUGAAUCAUGAAGGUUUGCUUAUAAUUUAAAAUUUUAGCAAAUUUUGAAUAUUAAAAGAAAAAAUUGCAAAUUGUUACAAUGGAAAAUAUUUUAUUUCAUUCUUGAUCAUAAAAGUAGUAUUAUUUAUUUUUCGAAAAUACAUUAUGCAGCCAGGAAAUGGGAUGAGAGGCAAUUUUUCUAUG